Molecule: messenger RNA, 3261 nt
Organism: Penicillium malachiteum
Lineage: Eukaryota; Fungi; Ascomycota; Eurotiomycetes; Eurotiales; Aspergillaceae
Gene: niiA
Product: nitrite reductase niiA
Exons: 9
Coding region: 1-3261 (1086 amino acids)
Molecular function (GO): flavin adenine dinucleotide binding; nitrite reductase [NAD(P)H] activity; heme binding
Source: RefSeq, a predicted model, not a curated record
AUGCCAGUACUCGAUGGUCUUCGACAUGGUGAGCCAGUUGAUGGCAGUCCCAGUUUCAAUGGAGAUUCAGAUCGUUCAAAACGUCAAAAGAUUGUAAUAGUUGGUCUAGGAAUGGUGGCUAUCUCACUCAUUGAGAAAAUCAUCAAACAAGAUACCGAGCGCCGAUAUGAUAUCCUCGUGAUUGGUGAAGAGGCACAUGUCGCAUACAAUCGUGUUGGAUUAUCAUCAUUUUUUGAACAUCGCAAGAUCGAGGAUCUAUACUUAAACCCGACAGAAUGGUACUGGUCAAUCAAAGAAAGAGCCUUCGAUUAUCACCUCAAUACUCGAGUCACAGAAAUCAACCCUACCAAUAAGACCGUCCAAACAUCCACCCAAGAUACCAUCUCCUAUGAUAUUUUAGUCCUUGCCACCGGAUCCGAUGCUGUCCUCCCUACUCGUACUCCCGGCCACGAUGCCAAGGGCAUUUUCGUUUAUCGUACAAUUUCCGAUUUGGAGCGUCUCAUUGAUUUCGCAUCGCAACAUAAAGGCAAAACUGCUGUCACGGUAGGAGGUGGCUUGUUAGGUCUGGAGGCUGCCAAGGCUAUGACAGACCUAGAGGAUUUCGGAAACGUCAAAUUAAUCGAUCGCAAUAAAUGGGUUUUGGCUCGACAGUUGGAUUCUGAUGCGGGUACUUUGGUUACUCGCAAGAUCAGAGAACUAGGACUCGAUGUUCUGCAUGAGAAGCGGGUUGCGCUCGUUAACACGGACUCCGAGAAUAAUGUGACGGGUAUUACCUUUGAGGAUGGGCAGCAUAUUGAGUGCUGCUGCAUUUGUUUCGCUAUUGGCGUGAAGCCGAGAGAUGAGUUGGGACAAUCUGCAGGUAUACAAUCUGCUACGCGGGGUGGAUUUGUCAUUGGUGAAGGUCUUCAAACCUCGGUACCCAAUAUUUAUGCAGUAGGAGAGUGUGCCAGCUGGGAAAACCAGACUUUUGGAAUUAUUGCGCCUGGCAUUGAAAUGGCGGAUGUGCUGGCCUACAACCUCACACAUCCAGACAAAGAACCGAAGAGCUUUACCAGGCCAGAUCUGAGUACGAAAUUAAAGCUCCUUGGAGUUGAUGUCGCCUCAUUUGGAGACUUCUUUGCCGACAGAGAUGGUCCAAAAUUUCUCCCCGGUGAUCGUCCUGCUAUUGCCUCAGUUGAUACAGAUGAGCCCCGCGAGAAAGAGCCUCCUGUGAAGGCUCUCACAUACAAAGAUCCGUUCGGCGGUGUCUACAAAAAGUAUUUGUUUACUAUGGACGGAAAAUAUCUGCUGGGUGGUAUGAUGAUCGGGGACACUAAGGACUAUCUCAAGUUGAAUCAGAUGGUCAAGGCCCAGAAAGAGCUUGAAGUCCCACCGAGCCAGUUCAUUCUCGGGGCUCAGAACGAUGGUGAGGAGAAUGCAGAUGAUCUUGAUGACGACACCCAGAUUUGCUCGUGUCACAAUGUGACAAAGGGCGACGUGGUGGAAAAUGUGAAAAAUGGAACCUGCAAAACAAUCGGUGAGGUCAAGUCCUGUACUAAAGCAGGAACUGGUUGUGGUGGUUGCAUGCCAUUGGUUCAAUCGAUCUUCAACAAGACGAUGCUUGGGAUGGGACAAGAGGUGUCGAAUCAUCUCUGUUCACACAUCCCUUACUCUCGCGCCGAUCUUUACAAUCUCAUUGCAGUCAAGCAGCUGAAGACAUUUGUCGAAGUGAUGAAGACAGCAGGAAACAGACCUGAAUCCCUCGGAUGUGAAUUGUGCAAGCCUGCCAUCGGAUCCAUCCUGUCGAGUUUAUACAACCCACACGUUAUGGACAAAGGAUACAAUGAACUGCAAGAGACGAAUGACAAGUUUCUGGCCAAUAUUCAGAGAAACGGAACAUUCUCUGUUGUGCCACGAGUCCCUGGUGGAGAGAUCACAGCUGAUAAGCUUAUUGCUAUCGGAUCUGUGGCUAAGAAAUAUGGUCUAUACUGCAAGAUCACGGGUGCUCAGCGUAUUGAUAUGUUUGGUGCCAAGAAGCAAGACUUGUUGGCCAUUUGGACCGAGCUUGUCGAUGCUGGAAUGGAAAGUGGUCAUGCAUACGCAAAGGCACUUCGUGCCAUCAAGAGUUGCGUCGGUACUACAUGGUGUCGCUUUGGUCUAAGCGACAGUGUCGGUAUGGCAAUCAGACUGGAAGAACGUUACAAGAGCAUUCGAGCGCCACACAAGUUCAAGGCAGCGGUGUCUGGUUGUGUGCGUGAAUGUGCUGAGGCACAGAACAAGGACUUCGGUCUCAUCGCUACUGAGAAAGGUUUCAACAUCUUUGUCGGAGGAAAUGGAGGCGCACAGCCACGUCACUCCGAGUUGCUCAUUAAGGAUGUACCGCCAGAGAUGGUCAUGCCAAUCAUCGACCGAUAUCUGAUCUUCUACAUCCGCACCGCCGAUAAACUGCAGCGAACAGCCAGAUGGAUUGAAAAUCUCCCGGGCGGCAUCGUUUACUUGAAAGAAGUUAUCCUGGACGACAAACUGGGCAUUUGUGCCGACAUGGAAAAACAAAUGCAAGGACUUGUCGACAGCUACUUCUGCGAAUGGACAGAGACAGUCCGCGAUCCGAAGCGACGAAAGACCUUCCAGCAAUUUGCCAACACAGAUGAAACUGUGGAUUCAGUUGAAGUUGUUCAGGAGCGUUCCCAGGAGCGCCCCACAUACUGGCCACAAGAAUCAGCCAAGGAGGACUUCAAGGGCCACCAAUGGUCUAGUCUGUCUUGGCAGCCCGUUGUUAAAGCCGACCACUUCUCCGAUGAACCACCUCAAGUUUCAUCCGCCAAUGUCAAGCGUGGUGAUACUCAACUGGCUGUGUUCAAGAUAAAAGGGAAGUUUUACGCCACACAACAGAUGUGUCCUCACAAACGGGCGUUCGUGCUUUCGGAUGGAUUAAUUGGUGAUGAUGAUGCAGGAAAAUACUGGGUUUCAUGCCCGUACCACAAACGCAAUUUUGACCUCAAUGGUGAGCAGGCAGGUCGCUGCUCGAAUGAUGAGAGCAUGAAUAUUACUACAUUUCCAGUUGAGGAACGGGAUGAUGGCUGGGUCUAUAUCAAAUUGCCCCCGGUUGAAGAGCUGGAUUCAGUUCUUGGUACGGAGAAAUGGAAGGUCAAAAAGGGAGAAGCACCGGAUCCAUUCCAAAAGAUGGAUAAGAGAUACAAGGGCAUGCGAGGCAAGAAGGUGGCUGAUGGUGAAGCACUAGCUCGGCCGCCUGUUCAGCCCGCCAAUGGCAUUGACUGGUAA